AUGAUAUAUGUUGUGAAAUAUUUAUUUCUGAUUUACUAUAUAAAUACAAUAUUUUUAAAAAGAGUUUUAUUUUGUUAUUCAUAUAAUUUAUCAGAUAAUUUUUCUUUAUAUAAUAAUUUAAAUUUUGCCUCCUACACAAGAAAUAAAAAAAGAAAGAAAAUAAAUAAAUAUCAUAAUAUUUAUUAUCAUAAAAGUGAUUUACAUUAUGAGAAUAAUAUCGCGAAUAAUUAUAUAAGUAAUUCUUGUUUUUUAAAUAAGUAUUAUUAUAUAUAUCAUAAGAAGAAACAUAAAUUAAAUUUUGUUAAUAGUCCUAUUUUAUAUGAUGAUGAGUGUAUUUUAAAAAAUCCUUUUAAUUCUUUUACAACAAAGGAAGGAAUAAAAAAUAAAAACAGUUACAAAAAUGUAAACAUAAAUGUUAUGAGAAAAAAAGGUAUGAUUUAUUUAACGUUUAAUAAUAAAAAAAAUGAUAACACUAUUAAGAAUGAUAGUAAUUAUGAUGUUGAUAUAUUGGAUACAUGCAACAUGGAAGAAACAAAUAUUUUACCUUCAACGAGCUGGGGACACUUUUCUCUUUUUUAUGGUUCACCUUUAAAUAGAGAUUAUUAUACUUAUGAGGAUAUUAUAAAAUAUAUACAAACAAAUAAAAAGAGCUUCACAAGGUGUAUAAACAAUAAUAAAAAUAAUGACAACAACAACAACAACAACAACAAUAAUAAUAAUAAUAAUAAUAAUAACAAUGUAGAUGUAACAAAACAAACAUUUAUUGAUAAAAAAUGCAUACUUAUUAGAGGUCGCAUAGAAAAAAAAAAAAAACAAUCCAAACGGAUUUUCUUAUAUGUAAGAUUAAAUAAUGGUAUCUACUUAACAUGUGUAUAUGAAAAAAAAAUUACAACAAAUAAAAAUAAUGAAUCUAUAUAUCCAAUAGAUAAUAUGUAUACCUAUAUAAAGAAUUUAAAAAAUGAAAGUGUUAUAGAUAUUGUAGGAAAGAUUAAAUUACAUGGAAUUUUAUAUAAACACGACGUACCAUAUAUAGAAAGCUUUCUUAAUCAAAAAACUAUCGAAAUUGUAGUACAAAAAAUUGAUUGUAUUUCAGAAUCGUUUUAUAAUCCUCCAAUUAGCAUAAAUGAUAGUGAUAUGAACACAGACAGGAUGAAAAUGAUCAUAUGGGGGGGGGAUAAUAAAAUUGAAGAUACUGAUAAAGAUGGUCAUACUAAAAAUAAUAAUAUUGAUCAAGAGGGUCAUACUAAAAAUAAUAUUAUUGAUCAAGAGGGUCAUACUAAAAAUAAUAAUAUUUAUCAAGAGGGUCAUACUAAAAAUAAUAUUAUUGAUCAAGCGGGUCAUACGAAAAAUAAUAAUAUUGAUCAAGCGGGUCAUACUCCAAAUAAUAUUAUUGAUCAAGCGGGUCAUACUCCAAAUAAUAUUAAUGACCAUUCUGAUCAUACUCCAAAUAAUAUUAAUGACCAUCACAGCAAUAAUAAUUAUGAAGAAGAAAAAAAAAUAAAUACAAACGAAAACAUGCUGAAAGUAGAAAAUUUAUGCUUAAAUUAUAGAAAUGCAAUAAAUCAUAUAAUUUUAUAUAUUAAAAGUAAAAUAUUCCAAAGAUUUAGAGACAUAUUAGAAAGGGAUGGACAUACAGAAAUAUUCACACCAAAAUUUAUAAAAAUUAAAGAAUCUGAAAAAAAACAAUCUUUUGAUAUAAAUGAAAAUAAUUAUGAAGAAAUAGAAGAUAAUAAUAUAGAGAAUAAUAAUUCAUCAGAAAAUAAUAAUAUAAAUGUUCAAUUAAUAGGAUCUGAAGGAGGUUGUAAAUGUUAUAAGCUGGAGGGACAAAAUAUUGUAUUAUCACAAAGUCCACAAUUAUAUAAACAAAUGCUAAUAAAUUCGGAUUUUGACAAAGUUUAUGAAAUAAAUUAUUGUUAUAGAAAUGAAAAAUUUCAUACCUCAAGACAUUUAAAUGAAUUUAUGUCUUUAGAUAUUGAAAGAGUAAUAUAUGAUAAUUACUAUGAAAUUAUUAUAUAUAUGUAUAAUAUCUUAAAAAAUAUCAAUACAUAUAUAAAUAAUACCUAUUCAAAUGAAUUAAAUAUUUUAUCAUCUUUUUAUAAUAAUAAUAAUACAUAUACAGCUAGCCAAUUUUCAGAUAAUCCAAUAGUCAUUUCUUUUUCUGAAGCUCAAGAUAUAUUAGAUAAGUAUUAUAGAAAUAAUAAAAACGAUAUAUUAUUACAUCAACAAAACAAUAUGAAUAACAAAGAUACAUAUAUAUAUAAUAAGAAACAUAAUAAAUAUAUAAAAAUAUUAAAUGAGCAAGAAAAAAAAAAUAUGGAGAAAAAAAUUAUGUUUGAAUCAUCUCAAAAGAAUAAAUUGCAUAAUAUAUAUUAUUACAAUAAAAUAUUAAAAUAUUAUAAAAUAAAUAAACAAAAAGAUAUAUUUAAGUAUGAAACUUAUGAUAUAGACAAGGAAUAUAAUAAAAUGAACAAAUAUAAUGAUACAUAUUAUCAAUUUUUAAAUACUUAUAAUAAAGAUGAAUUUUAUAGACAGUUAUUAUUAUUUUUUAAUAACAUGUAUGAUAAGUAUGAUGAGGACAAAAAGAAACUACAAGAAAAUAAUGACAAGGAAUUAAAAAUACAAAAUGAGAUAAUAAAUGGUCAACAAGAUGGUGUAAAUUUUAAAUGUUAUGAAAGUGAUAAUAAUAAUAAUAAUAAUAAUAAUAAUAAUAAGGAUGCAUAUAUUAAAACCAUGUAUGAUUUUAUAAACAUUAUAAAUAAAAAAAAAAAAAAAACAUAUAAUAAAAAAAAUAAUAAUAAUAAUAAUAAUAAUAAUAAUGAUGAUGAUGAUGGUAAUAUAUUCAUUACAGAACCUUUAUCAUAUAAUAAUUUAAAAAAUAAAUAUAUUUUAUAUGACGAUUUUACAAAUGACGAAUUAAAUUAUCUUUAUUUAUUUAUAAAAAAUAAUUUCUAUAGUGAUAUAUUUAUUAUAGAUCAGUAUCCAAUAUUUUUAAGACCAUAUUAUACAUGUAGUAAUAUGUAUGAUUUAAGAUUUUCUAAUAGUUAUGAUUUUAUAUAUAAAGGUAUAGAAAUAAUAUCUGGAAGUCAACGAAUUAAUAACUUACCAAUAUUACUUUUUAAAACAUUAAAAGAAAAUAAACUAAUAUCCUUGUCAACUUAUCUUCAUAAUCAAAAUAAUUUUUACUUACUAAAUUAUCUUAAUAAUUUCAAAAAAUUAAUAAACAAAAAAUCAACAAUUUAUAAAUAUUUUAAUUCUUUUCAGUAUGCCUCAAAACCACAUGGAGGAUUAGCUCUAGGCAUAGAAAGAUAUCUUAUGACUCUCUUAAAUAUAAACAAUAUAAAAAAUGUUACCUUAUCCGAAUAA
Molecule: messenger RNA, 3363 nt
Organism: Plasmodium gaboni
Lineage: Eukaryota; Apicomplexa; Aconoidasida; Haemosporida; Plasmodiidae
Product: putative aspartate--tRNA ligase
Exons: 1
Coding region: 1-3363 (1120 amino acids)
Biological process (GO): aspartyl-tRNA aminoacylation
Cellular component (GO): cytoplasm; cytosol; aminoacyl-tRNA synthetase multienzyme complex
Molecular function (GO): ATP binding; aspartate-tRNA ligase activity; RNA binding
Source: RefSeq, a predicted model, not a curated record